Messenger RNA from Drosophila persimilis, 674 nucleotides. RefSeq lists its product as uncharacterized. The record is from RefSeq and is a predicted model, not a curated record. Lineage: Eukaryota; Metazoa; Arthropoda; Insecta; Diptera; Drosophilidae. The transcript is spliced from 2 exons. The coding region runs from base 67 to 642 and encodes 191 amino acids.
UGGCCAAAGUUCCGUUCCCGAACCGAUCAAGGCCGUCCUCUGAUUCGAUCUCUGUAAGUAAAAAAGAUGGCACCAAAGAUUCGCAUUUCAAGGGUGCCCGCUGCAGUCGCGGCCGGUCGGUUGUCCGAUGGGAAGCUGUCGGUAGGCACCCAGACCGGGAUUCAGAUCUGCGUGGCUCCGAGUCGGGUGCCAACGCGUCCCAAAAUUAUCACCGGCAAGGACCAGCUGAGCAUGAUACGCCGUGGCGUGAAGCGGGCCAGCCAGCCGAAGAACUUCCUUUUUGUACCCAAAGAACGUUCCAUCACUGCUCGCGCAUUGGUCGCAGGGGCUAUUCCCCCGCCUUUGGCCAACGAGAAGGCCUGCCAAGCAACACCGGUCGGCAAGGAAUUGAAGAUCAGGCAGCCAAAGGCCGUGGCUUCGUUCAGGCCACGGCAGAUUCCCCCGGUACCGAUGGAGGAAACGCGCAACGAGAGCGCCCAUAACAAGGAGGUGAAGCGCUUGAAGUACCUGAUGGAAAUUGUGAACGCCGAUAAGCCACCAAACUGGAGCUUGGCCUCAGACAUGUGGCGGGAGAUUGAUUUCCUGGAGGAUCGUAUCGACGCGUAUCAGAAACAAGAAUCGGCAAACACAGCACAAAAGUAAAGCACAAAAGCACAAAAGCACAAAAAGUACAC